Messenger RNA from Caenorhabditis remanei, 303 nucleotides. RefSeq lists its product as uncharacterized. The record is from RefSeq and is a predicted model, not a curated record. NCBI's taxonomy places the organism in Eukaryota, Metazoa, Nematoda, Chromadorea, Rhabditida, Rhabditidae. The transcript has 2 exons. The coding region runs from base 1 to 303 and encodes 100 amino acids.
AUGAAUCUACUCACCACCUUUUGCAUUUUCAUUGAUAUUAUUGGCACAGUCUCCGCUAGAUAUGUCUAUGAUGACAGUAUUGAGCAGGACCAGGAUGACUAUCAAGUACCAAGACAUCGUGUUACGGUUGCAGCCUCACCAGUUCAAACAACUACGAAUGCAAUGACAACUGUCGUAACAACUUCGGAUGUAAUUGGGGACAAUGUGAGGGAUUUAUGGGAAGAAAAUGUCGAUGCAGGAAUGCGGAUAACUCGUAUUGUUGAGCUGAAAGCUUGUCGAACUGGAUUACACUUUCUGUUGUGA